AAUCGCUGUUGCAACUUCCUUCGCUGUGCAGCACCAAGCUUUCAUCCAUUAGAACCAUGAUGGACAGUCAGUCAAAUAACCAUCCGUACACGAUUGUGCGUAUCAAGCGCAAACGCACGGAUGAACCGCUCGACGCACUUGUCGUCGAGUCCCGGGUUCGCAAAAAGAGGUCAAAAGGUGGUCGCGAUGUUUUUCAAUUUGUUCAAACCGUCGAGAAGACCGUCUGGGAGGAUAAGCAACUGCAGGAGACGCUACAGAACCAAAUAUCGAGAUUGUCGCAAAGCCACGAUGACCCUAACAUGCAGCCCUCGGCACCUGUGGAUGUCACGAACCUGUCUGGGGCCCAGCGCCAUCGGCAAUUAGUUGAUGAAGGAAGACGCUACACAAUCGUUCCUACACGUGAAUCUACUGAAAAUACCAAGUUUGCUACCAGUCCUCCAAAGGUCAUAUCUGCGAAAGAUAUUCAAUCGCAAAGUGACUUCAGGAUGUACGAUGCCGUUCCAGCUGAUACGAAGCCUGCGUCUCCCAUCUUUGACUCCGACAUGGAAAAUUUCUUACCUAUGCUACAAAAUUACUUGCGGAUGAAUGACGAGCCCUCGCAAGUUCUCUCAGCUGCUCCCCCAGUGGAGGACUAUGUUUGGGACGUGUUCUACAGGCGCCCUUGCACCCUCAGUGAAUGGAAUUCAGUUGCUAAUAUUGGAAUGCUUGAAGGCCUUCCUCCCUCACUAGAUGAUCCUUACUCUAGUGACUCGGAUUCCGAGGAGGAAGAUAAUGCUGACGAAGACUCAAAUGGUAUAUCUGCGGUUUGGCAUCAAAACCUUCAUCUGAUGCGACAUUUCCCAGCCGAGGAAUAUUACAAGAAUGACUAUCCAGAUGAGGAUGAUUCGGAUGACAGUGAGGGAAGUGAUAUAUUUCAUGAAGGCUCUGAAGCGGAAGACGAUCUUCAGUACGACAAUCCGAGUGACGAAGACAACUAUUGGAGGUAAGGAAUUUGUUCAUAGAAUUUGAAUUUGUGGCAUAAGGAUGGACACAACACACACAUUGUACUA
Messenger RNA from Suillus discolor, 1049 nucleotides. RefSeq lists its product as uncharacterized. Gene Ontology annotation, biological process: developmental process. The transcript has 7 exons. The record is from RefSeq and is a predicted model, not a curated record. Lineage: Eukaryota; Fungi; Basidiomycota; Agaricomycetes; Boletales; Suillaceae. The coding region runs from base 57 to 986 and encodes 309 amino acids.